Molecule: messenger RNA, 713 nt
Organism: Equus quagga
Lineage: Eukaryota; Metazoa; Chordata; Mammalia; Perissodactyla; Equidae
Gene: LCN15
Product: lipocalin 15
Exons: 7
Coding region: 19-573 (184 amino acids)
Molecular function (GO): small molecule binding
Source: RefSeq, a predicted model, not a curated record
UGGAGGACAGGUGUGAGGAUGAAGUCCAUCCUGCUGGGUUGGGUCCUGGCGCUGCUCUGGGUGUCCGUGGCUCAGGCUGAGGUCCUGGUGCAGCCAGAUUUUGAUGCCAAAAAGUUCUCAGGCCUCUGGUACGUGGUCUCCAUGGCUUCUGACUGCAAGGUCUUCCUGGGCAAGAAGGACCACUUACUGAUGUCCACCAGUACCGUCAAGGCCAUCACGGGGGGCAACCUCAGCGUCCACAUGGAGUUUCCUCGGGCUGAUCGCUGUAACCAGGUGGACGCCGAGUACCUGAAAGUGGGCUCCGAGGGGCACUUCAGAGUCCCGGCCCUGGGCUACCUCGACGUGCGCAUCGUGGACACGGACUACAGCUCCUUCGCCGUGGUGUACAUCUACAAGGAGCUGGAGGGGGCGCUCAGCACCAUGGUGCAGCUCUACAGCCGGACCCAGGAGGCGAGCCCCCAGGCUGUGAAGGCCUUCCAGGACUUCUACCCGACCGUCGGGCUCCCGGAUGACAUGAUGGUUACGCUGCCCAAGUCAGAUGUGUGCUCCUUGAGGGGCACGGAGGCACCCUGACACCUCGGGAGCCCCACCUUGGCCCUUCCCAGGGCGAGCCCGGCGUCGUCCAGACCCACAACCCUCCCGGCUGCCAUGCCUUGGGCCACCCUCUCCUCCUCCCCAUCCCCCAUGGGUGUCUCCUGGCCUCCGCUUUCCAC